Messenger RNA from Glossina fuscipes, 1780 nucleotides. It is a transcript of the gene Ald1, whose product is annotated as fructose-bisphosphate aldolase. The transcript has 5 exons. The record is from RefSeq and is a predicted model, not a curated record. NCBI's taxonomy places the organism in Eukaryota, Metazoa, Arthropoda, Insecta, Diptera, Glossinidae. The coding region runs from base 193 to 1362 and encodes 389 amino acids. Gene Ontology annotation, biological process: fructose 1,6-bisphosphate metabolic process; glycolytic process. Gene Ontology annotation, cellular component: cytosol. Gene Ontology annotation, molecular function: fructose-bisphosphate aldolase activity.
CCACAUCUUUACUUUUAUUUUGGAUUUUAUUUAGAAAGUCGCAACUCGUUCGUCUCCAGCAAAGCAGUAAAAAUUUUCCACCUAAAUACUAGUGCAAAGUAAUACAAACAAAAAACAGAAAAAACAUCGCUAAACAAAAUUUGUUGUGAAUAAAAUAAAAAACAAAAUUAUUGGGUAAUCGCGAAUCUCACAAUGACCACGUACUUCAGUUACCCCAAUGAAGCCUUGCAAUGCGAAUUGGCACGUAUUGCUAAUGCUAUUGUGGCGCCCGGCAAAGGUAUUCUCGCUGCAGACGAAUCGGUUUCGACUAUGGGUAAACGAUUAAAGGAUAUUGGCGUUGAAAAUACCGAAGAAAAUCGCCGUCAAUAUCGCCAGCUAUUGUUCACUAGCGAUCCUUCAUUGGGAGAAAGCAUUUCCGGUGUCAUUUUAUUCCACGAAACUUUAUAUCAGAAAACCGACGACGGUACACCAUUCGUUGAAUUGUUAAAGCAGCGUAACAUUAUACCCGGCAUUAAAGUCGACAAAGGUGUUGUACCAUUGAUGGGUUCAGAGGAUGAAUGUACUACUCAAGGCUUGGAUGACUUGGCUUGCCGUUGCUUUCAAUACAAGAAAGAUGGCUGCGAUUUUGCUAAAUGGCGUUGUGUUUUGAAGAUUGGCAAGAAUACACCCUCCUAUCAAGCCAUUAUGGAGAAUGCUAAUGUAUUAGCUCGUUACGCUUCUAUUUGCCAAUCGCAGGGCAUCGUGCCGAUUGUAGAACCAGAAGUAUUACCCGAUGGUGAUCAUGAUUUGGAGCGUACCCAAAAAGUCACGGAGACCGUUCUGGCAGCUGUUUAUAAAGCUUUGAACGAUCAUCAUGUCUUUUUGGAAGGUACGCUUUUGAAGCCGAACAUGGUAAUGCCUGGACAAUCGUGCAAAAAGCAAUAUAAACCCGAAGAUGUGGCCUUAGCCACUGUAGAAGCAUUACGCCGCACAGUACCCGCUGCUGUGCCCGGUAUCACUUUUCUGUCGGGUGGUCAAUCGGAAGAAGAAGCCUCUGUACAUUUGAGUGCUAUAAAUAAUGUUUCUUUGCUGAAACCGUGGGCUUUGACCUUUUCUUAUGGUCGAGCCUUGCAAGCUUCUGUAUUGCGUGCUUGGGGCGGCAAAAAGGAGAGCGUCGAAGCUGGACAAAAAGAAUUACUUAAACGUGCUAAGGCCAAUGCACUUGCAUGUCAAGGCAAAUAUGUUGCUGGCUCAAUACCGUCAUAUGCUGCCAAUACCAGUUUGUUUGCUGACAGUCAAGCUGCAGUUGGUAAGUACGUAGCCGGUAGUGUGGUCGGUGUUGGAGCGGAUGCUGGCUUAUUUGUAGCCAACCAUGCCUACUAAACAAUUGAGUUAAAUCAAUAAAAAGAUAUUUUACUUUACUUCAUUGAAUGUUCAAACAUUAGAAACUACAGUUACAACAGAUUUUAUGAUCAACACCUUUAUAUACAUGCAUAUAUAUGUUAAGUAAAAAUUUUGGAAAUUGUAUUUGUAUAUAAUAUAUUUUUUACCGGUUUUUUUUUUUUGACCUUGUGCCGUAAACGGAAUUCAGGAUAGUUGCAAAUACCUCAUAACAUGUGAAAAACGCUUCGUGUUCAAAAAAAUCUUUAACUACGCAAGUUACACAAAUUCAUAUUUCAUAUAACAUUUUUUAGAUAAACAUUAAGACAAAAAAGAACAUGAAAGCACAAUAUUUUAUGAAAAGUUGUUCAUUAUUGUAAUCGUGUAUAGCUAAAUAAUAAAGUUAGCAAAAAAAAAAAAA